AUGCGUGUUGUGCGCGCUUCCUGUAUAAACAGAGAGGAGCUGAGUGUGAAUGAAUGUAGUUUUAAUAUUUAUUAUAUUAUUGUAUUUCUGUCACUCCGCGCAGCUUCAUGCUCUCUCUCCUGUUCAGCGCCGUCUUCUGCAUAACACACGUAUCUCCAUUCUUCAGCCAUGCUACAGACAGCGACUUCACACAGGAGGAGAUGGCUGAGUACAGACACAGAAUAAAGUCCAUGUUCUAUCAUGCCUACAACAGUUAUUUGGACAAUGCAUAUCCAUAUGAUGAGCUCCGACCCCUGACAUGCGAUGGACAAGAUACAUGGGGCAGUUUUUCGCUCACUCUCAUUGAUGCCUUGGAUACCUUGCUGAUACUGGGGAACCACACAGAGUUCCAGCGGGUGGCCACUCUCCUUCAGGACACUGUGGACUUCGACAUUGAUGUAAAUGCAUCUGUGUUUGAGACAAACAUACGAGUGGUCGGUGGACUUCUUUCAGCCCAUCUGCUGUCCAAGCAGGCGGGGAUGGAGGUGGAGGAGGGCUGGCCGUGCUCCGGGCCGCUGCUUCGCAUGGCUGAAGAUGCAGCACGCAAACUCCUCCCAGCAUUCCACACACCCACGGGUAUGCCUUAUGGAACGGUGAACCUGCUGAGGGGAGUCAACCCCACAGAGACCCCCGUUACCUGCACUGCUGGAGUGGGCACCUUCAUCCUGGAGUUCUCCACCCUCAGCCACCUGACUGGAGACCCUGUGUUUGAAAACGUGGCCCGCAAAGCUCUCAGCUCCCUCUGGAAGACCCGCUCUGAUAUCGGCUUGGUUGGAAACCAUAUUGAUGUCAUCACUUCAAAGUGGGUUGCUCAGGAUGCAGGGAUUGGAGCAGGAGUUGAUUCGUACUUUGAGUACCUUGUGAAGGGUGCCAUUAUGCUGCAAGAUGAGGAACUACUGACCACAUUUCAAGAAUUUGAUAAGUCCUUAAAGAACUUCACUAAAUUUGAUGACUGGUACCUGUGGGUGCAGAUGCACAAGGGGACAGUGUCCAUGCCCGUCUUUCAGUCUCUGGAGGCGUUCUGGCCUGGCCUGCAGAGUCUAAUAGGGGAUAUUAAUAGUGCCACAAGGACCUUCCAUAACUAUUACACAGUAUGGCGUCAAUUUGGAGGACUUCCGGAGUUCUACAGCAUUCCUCAGGGCUACACGGUGGACAAGAGAGAGGGAUAUCCUUUACGGCCAGAGCUGAUAGAGAGCGCCAUGUACCUGUAUAAAGCAACAGGUGACCCGACGUUUUUACAGCUGGGCCGGGAUGCAGUGGAGUCUAUAGAGAAAAUCACCCGUGUUAAGUGUGGCUUUGCCAGUAUAAAAGACAUAAGAGACCACAAGCUAGACAACCGCAUGGAGUCCUUCUUCUUGGCUGAAACGAUUAAGUAUCUCUACCUCCUGUUCGACCCUGACAACUUCAUUCACAACAACGGCACAAGGUUUGAGCUUGGGGGUCCGCGGGGGGACUGCAUUCUCAAUGCGGGGGGUUAUAUAUUUAAUACAGAGGCGCAUCCACUGGACCCAGCUGCCCUGCACUGCUGCAGGAAGGACCAGGAUGAACGCAGGGAGCUUCAGGACAUCCUCCUCAGCCUGUCUGAGCCACUGAAAUCUCCCAUAGACCAGUCAGUGGAGGCUUCAGGAGACACCGGCUCAUCAGAAAGCAUAGCGUUACCUCCAGGAGAAAGAAAGAAGAACCCUGUGCUGUCCUGCCCCACACAGCCGUUCAGCUCCAGAUUAGCCGUCAUGGGGCAGGUCUUUACUGAUGGCACUUGAAGCGCCAAUGUGUAAAAGUGAUAUGUGCUGUUUAUUCAUGUUGCAGAAUGAAAGAAGUUACAGAAUGGAGAGGAUAUUGUUUUAAUGUGUUUUGAACAAUGUCUUAAUUACUGUAUUGCUGUAUUUUACACCGUGUUUUGUAAAUUUCAGAAAUGUAAAAAAGGGCUGCAGGGUUUAGCUUCUAUUCCGUUUAUUCUAUUGCUGUUUCAGCUUGAAAAUAAAAAAAACAAGAUGAAGGAUAAAAAGAAAUGUCUGAAAUACUGUUGGCACGUUUUUCAAAAAAAAUCAUACGAACACACAAAUACACAUUCAUAUUCUCAAAAAAACAAAAAAAAAAAACAAUUCUGAGCAGAUUAAUGGGCCACACAAGACCAAACGUCUCAGCUUAUCUGGGAUUUAGCUAUUGCUAACGCUACUGUUUCACGCUAAUCAGCCUCACAGAGGACAGAGUCUGGCCUUUUGUCUAAAAAGAGACUUUUCUCCUCACGUGAGGGAGCAGCAGAGCUCAGGGAAACGGGCUUUUACAGUGAAUAACCCCCUUCAUCUCCUCGCCAGCACAAAAUCGCCACUUCAUGCUUACCUCUCUACAGUGGACUGCAAAUGUAUUCACACCCCUUGAACUUUUUUGAACUCUUCACGUUUUGUCAUGUUACAACCAUAAAUUUAAAUGUAUUUUAUUGAGAUUUUAAUCAUUUAAAUAUCUGAAAACUGACGUGCAAAGGUAUUUAGCCCCCUUUACUCUGAAACCCUUAAAUAAAAUCCAUUGCAAUCAACUACCUCCAGAAUAGUUAAUAGAGUCUAGCUGUGUCUAAUUUAGUCUCAGUAUAAAUACAGCUGUUCUGUGAAGGCCUCAGUGGUUUG
Messenger RNA from Astyanax mexicanus (Mexican tetra), 2660 nucleotides. It is a transcript of the gene edem2, whose product is annotated as ER degradation enhancer, mannosidase alpha-like 2. NCBI's taxonomy places the organism in Eukaryota, Metazoa, Chordata, Actinopteri, Characiformes, Acestrorhamphidae. Gene Ontology annotation, molecular function: calcium ion binding; mannosyl-oligosaccharide 1,2-alpha-mannosidase activity. The coding region runs from base 108 to 1799 and encodes 563 amino acids. The record is from RefSeq and is a predicted model, not a curated record. Gene Ontology annotation, biological process: mannose trimming involved in glycoprotein ERAD pathway; carbohydrate metabolic process; endoplasmic reticulum mannose trimming. Gene Ontology annotation, cellular component: endoplasmic reticulum; membrane. The transcript is spliced from 11 exons.